AAGACUGUUAUGAACCAAGUCCAAGAGUUACAGAUUAUACUUCAUGACAUCCAUGCUGAGGGUAUGGUACUCAGCGAGACGUUUCAAGUGGCAGCCAUGAUUGAGAAAUUACCUCCUGCUUGGUUGGAUUUUAAGAAUUAUCUUAAACACAAGCGGAAGGAAAUGACGAUUGAGGAACUUGUCGUCCGUCUUCGUAUAGAAGAGGACAACAGGGUGGCCCAAAAAGGCACCAUUUUGCAAGCUUCGGCUAAGGCAAACAUGGUGGAAGUUGGGGAGUCCUCAAAGGGCAAGAAAGGCAAGGUUAAAAACAACAACAAAGGGAAAGCAAAGGUUAACAACCUUGGACCGAAAAAGGGGGCUGAAGCGGCUAUGAUUGAAGAAGUAAACGCAAUGGGUGAAAACCCAAAAGGAUGGUUCGUUGACACGGGUGCAACCCGCCAUGUUUGUGGAGACAAGGCUCUUUUCUCUACAUUCAAGGAAGCUUCGGGUGAAGAAAAGCUUUAUAUGGGAAAUAAAGCUACCGCAAGCAUCAAGGGGGAAGGCACGGUCGUCUUGAAGAUGACUUCGGGCAAGGAGCUUACCUUGACAAAUGUGCUUUAUGUCCCAGAGAUACGGAAGAAUCUUGUGUCGGGAUGGAUGCUCAACAAGUUUGGAUUUCGUCUAGUGUUUGAAUCGGACAAUUUUGUCUUGUCUAGACGUGGAAUGUUUGUUGGAAAGGGCUAUGCCCUUAAUGGUAUGUUUAAAAUGAAUGUAAUGGUUGUAAACCAAAACAAAAGUUUGAAUGAAACUUCUUCUUCUACUUACAUGGUUGAGUCUUCUAAUGUUUGGCAUGGUAGACUAGGACAUGUAAAUUUGAAUUCAUUACGACGUUUAAUUAAAUUAAACUUAAUACCAACAUUCCAUAUCGAUUCCAAUCACAAAUGCGAGACAUGUGUUGAAUCCAAACUUACGAGAUCAUCGUUUAAAUCGGUUGAACGAAUAACCGAACCCCUUAAUUUAAUUUAUAUUGAUGUGUGUGAUUUAAAAGCGGUUCCCACGCGUGGAGGAAAUAAGUACUUCAUCACGUUUAUUGAUGAUUGUACUAAAUAUUGCUAUGUGUAUUUACUUAAGAGUAAAGACGAAGCAAUAGAGAAGUUUAUCUUGUACAAAAAUGAAGUUGAGAAUCAACUUAAAAAGAAGAUAAAAGCUUUGAGAAGCGGUCGAGGAGGUGAAUAUGUAGCACCUUUUGCGGAUUUAUGCGCAAAAAGUGGCAUUGUACAUGAGUGUACACCUUCUUAUUCUCCACAAUCAAAUGGCGUUGCGGAACGAAAGAACCGCACAUUGAAAGAAAUGAUGAACGCCAUGUUGAUAAGCUCGGGAGUGAACCGAGAAAUGUGGGGGGACGCCAUUCUCUCAGCAAAUUAUCUUUUGAACAAGAUACCUUUGAAAAAUAGGGACGAAACUCCAUAUGAGUUAUGGAGAAAAAGGAAGCCUUCGUACAAAUACUUGAAAGUGUGGGGGUGCCUAGCUAAGGUGAUUGUACCACUUCCUAAGGCUCUUAGGAUAGGACCCAAAACUGUUGAUUGCAUUUUCAUUGGAUAUGCACAUCAAAGUAGCGCACAUCGUUUUCUUGUACAUGAGUCCAAGAAUCCCGAUGUACAUAAACACACUAUCAUGGAGGCAAAUCCUAACAUCGUCUCGUAUUUUGAAAAUCUUAGACGAAGUAAACGACAAAGGGUUGAAAAAUCUUUUGGUCCAGACUUCAUGAGCUAUAUGGUUGAGGGUGAGCCCAAUACCAACCGCGAGGCGGUUACCUCCGCGGAAGGACUUCAAUGGCAAGAAGCAAUUAAGAAUGAAAUUGAUUCUAUAUUGCAAAAUCAUACUUGGGAGUUAGUAGAUCUUCCACCUGGUUGCAAACCACUUGGAUAUCGUUGGAUAUUCAAAAGGAAGAUGAAAGCUGACGGAAGUAUUGAUAAAUACAAGGCAAGGUUAGUGAUCAAAGGAUUUAGACAAAAGGAGGUUCACCAAAUGGAUGUAAAGACCGCAUUUCUAAAUGGCGAUUUGGAAGAAGAAAUUUACAUGGAAUAACCUGAGGGUUUUUCCGCCCCAGGUAACGAGGGCAAAGUAUGUAAAUUGGUCAAGUCUUUAUAUGGCUUGAAGCAAGCUCCAAAACAAUGGUACCAAAAGUUUGAUCAUGUCAUGAUUGACAAUGGUUUCAAAAUAAAUGAGUGCGACAAGUGUGUUUAUUUAAAAGACACACCAAGAGGUUAUGUGAUUUUAUGUCUUUAUGUAGAUGAUAUGCUUAUCAUUGGGAGUGAUGAUAACAUGAUCAACUCAACGGAAGACAUGUUGAAAGCGAGGUUUGACAUGAAAGACAUGGGUCUUGCGGAUGUGAUUCUUGGAGUUAAAAUCACUAGAACCCAAAAUGGUCUUGUGUUGAGUCAAUCUCACUACGUGGACAAGAUCCUUGGGAAAUUCAAUUCGGAUGAUACGAGUGUAGCUCGAACUCCAAUUGAUAAUACCCAACGCGUAAGGAAGAAUAGAGGCGAGAGUGUUUCUCAGUUAGAGUACUCAAGGAUCAUUGGUAGUCUCAUGUAUCUAAUGACAUGUACUAGACCCGACUUAGCAUAUGCUGUAAGCAGGCUAAGUAGAUACACCAAUAAUCCAAGCGAGGAUCAUUGGAAAGCUAUCACGAGGGUGCUCAGAUACAUAAGAUACACGAGAGACUAUGGAUUGCAUUAUACCCGUGAUCCAGCAGUGAUCGAAGGAUACACUGACGCGAACUGGAUAUUGGAUAUAAAGGAUCACAGAUCAACAAGUGGUUACGUGUUUACACUUGCUGGCGCAGCUAUAGCUUGGAAGUCUUCCAAGCAAGCGGUUAUAGCUAGAUCCACGAUGGAAUCCGAGUUCGUCACUUUAGAUAAAAGCGGGGAAGAGGCGGAGUGGCUACGUCAAUUUGUGGAAGAUAUUCCAAGAUGGCCAAAGCCGUUGACGGCAAUCUGCAUACAUUGUGACAAUCAGUCUGCUCUUGCCAGAGCACAAAGCAUGAUGUACAAUGGCAGAUCAAGGCACAUUCGACGUAGACACAACACGGUACGACAACUUAUCUCAACGGGUGUGAUUUCAGUUGACUAUGUUAGGUCAAAUGAGAACAUCGCGGACUCGUUAACAAAAGGCUUAAGCACAGAUAAGGUGUAUAGCAACAUCCUUAUCAUCUCCACCAAGGAUGACAUGAAUGGUCAAUAUCUAAAAACGUGGGAUUUUGCCAUUUCAACCAUGAGUUCAGGAGCUCUAUACGUGCUCCCAAAACCCGGUGACCGGCGACCAUCUCCGGCAAUGGCGGCACCGUUCAACGUGAGCAUUGUCGAACACUGCCGCGUAUCUCCGCCACCCGAUUCCACCAUACCUCCUAUCACCCUUCCCCUAACUUUCUUAGACAUUCCAUGGCUUCUCUACCCACCAAACCAAACCCUACUCUUCUUCCCAAAACCACCACCCAAAACCACCAUCACCACCGUGACCACCCUCCUCAAACAAUCACUCUCUCUCACCCUCCACCACUUCCACCCUCUCGCCGGAAACCUAGUAUCUCCACCUCCUCCGGCAGAACCCCACAUUGUCUACACCGAAGGCGACUCCAUAUCACUCACACUUGCCGAAUCAAACACUUCCAUCAACCAUCUCUCCGGCGACCACCCACGACUGAUCACUAAUCUUUACUCACUUCUACCUCAACUCCCAAUCAUCUCCAUGUCACGUGACACCCACGUGCCUCUCCUCGCCAUCCAGAUAACCAUUUUUACCGACUCCGGGUACUCGAUAGGAGUCACCGCACAACACGCGGCAGCCGAUGAACGGACACUUGAUCAGUUCCUCAAGUGUUGGGCUUCAGUUUGUAUAUCUUUGUUGAAGAAAGAAUCUUUGUUUGUGUUCAACUCGACCCCUUGGUUCGACCGGAGAAUAAUUUUGGACCCGAAUUUGCUCAAAACAAGAUUCUUGAAACAACUGUGGAACCGGUUGAAUUCUACUAAAGAUUAUUCUUUUGAACAAACUGAUCAUAACAUUGUUCGUUCAACAUUUCUUCUGACGUCAUCAGACAUGAACAUGAUCAAACAACACAUUUUGGCAAAAUGCAAGAUGAUAAACGAGGAUCCACCGGUUCAUCUAUCACCCUACGGUUUGGAGUACCCGCAAAUUAUUUCGGGAGUUGCAUAG
This is a messenger RNA of Helianthus annuus (common sunflower), 4194 nucleotides long. RefSeq names its product retrovirus-related Pol polyprotein from transposon TNT 1-94. The transcript has 6 exons. Gene Ontology annotation, biological process: DNA integration. The annotation marks the transcript as partial. Gene Ontology annotation, molecular function: nucleic acid binding. The record is from RefSeq and is a predicted model, not a curated record. NCBI's taxonomy places the organism in Eukaryota, Viridiplantae, Streptophyta, Magnoliopsida, Asterales, Asteraceae.